Molecule: messenger RNA, 2318 nt
Organism: Boleophthalmus pectinirostris (great blue-spotted mudskipper)
Lineage: Eukaryota; Metazoa; Chordata; Actinopteri; Gobiiformes; Gobiidae
Gene: tctn2
Product: tectonic family member 2
Exons: 18
Coding region: 57-2201 (714 amino acids)
Biological process (GO): smoothened signaling pathway; protein localization to ciliary transition zone; cilium assembly
Cellular component (GO): MKS complex
Source: RefSeq, a predicted model, not a curated record
GCCAAGACGAUCCUCAAAGUUUACAAAUAUGUCGAAGCUCGCAUGAAUGGAACCAAAUGGCUAAUGCACUUUCCUUCACAUUUAUUCACGUUUUGUGUCUUUUGCUGCACUGUUCUGCGUCCAGUGCUCAAAACGUCGUUUUUCAGCCCUCUUUUCUGACCAUACAUGGACCUUCAAUGACUGCACUGUUGUAUGGAUUCUCCUCAAAAAUCACCCUGAACCUGCAGGCAAUACCAUCCUCUAAUGUGACAGGCAGCUUUGUUCCUCCUUCUUGUGUGCCUGGUGUGACACAGUGGAUUCUGACAAGUGAACUCAUUGCAAAGACUGCUGUUCAAGUUAAACUAAGACUCAACAGAAGUCUUCGUUUGUGUGGCAAUAAUGAGACUGACACUGAUUGCUGUGUUAAGCCACUGUGUGUCCUGGAGACCCUUCAACUCACUGCCUGUGAAGGGAAUACAUCACAAGCUUCACUGAUUAUUCAGGUCAAGAUUUACGCUCUGCUGGGUUCUGGGAACAUGGUAUUUGAUAACAGCACAAUAAUUCAAAAUCAAGUGUACAGGCCUUUGGGGGAUUGUCCCUGUGACCUUACUUUCAACACUUGUGAUCUAUGGUGCUGCUGUGACAAGGACUGUUCUACUGCGGAUUUUAAGCUCUUUAGAUACCGCUGUCUUACAGGACCUUUUGGUGGGCAGUUCCCUGAUCCAGAGUAUCAAUGCUCAGUCCAGUCCACUCAGAACUCCCCAGAUUGGUUUCCGUUCUUGUGUGUAACCUCCCCACCUGAGAAUAAUCCUUACCUUGGACUUUUCUACCAAGGCAACACAAUGGCCCCAAAACCUGGUAUUUCAUUUGGAGGUUCUGUUUCAUUAGCACCAGCAUUAUCAAAUGCAUAUACUGAAGGAAGUCCCAUUUUGACAAUAAAAGAUCAGUACUUUACAAUUCCACAGACACUUAAUGGGCAUUGUGUGACCAAUGCUCCUGUGGCCUUUUUGAAAAACCUUGAUGUCAGAUGUGUAACCUCAGUGCAGGCCUGUCCAACUGAGUUUCCAUUACAGACAAUACCUGAAGAUUUAAGAGCUGUUGUGAAGAAUGGUAUUGCUGUCUUUGUAGGAAAUGUUGUGGUGGAUGUAACUGACCAACUGGCUACUGAAUUAAAUGAGUUUGUUACAAGCAGUGACAUAUUUGGCUCAUCAGGCCUAGUAUGUGAAAACGUCACUUUGGCCUUGGAUUACAACUUCCACUGGAAAGAAAAUGGCAUAACUGGAAUCACAUUAACCCGCACUGUCGGCAGUGUGACUCUGAAGGGCAACGUGUCAUUAACUACAAGAUACUCUGCAAUGUUUCUAAGUGGAGACAUUAUGAGUGAACCCAAUUCAGGAAACCCAGGGUAUCAGGUGGGAAGGCCUGUAAUUGGAGGAAUCCUAAACACAUCAAUAGGGAAUGAUACUGUAUUAAUAGCUAGGUCCCCAAUGCAUCUGUGGAAACCAGUCAACAGUGGCAUUUGUUCAUCAGCCGAUGUGAGGCCUUUGUUAUUUGGUGAGAAUUCAACAUCUGGAUGUCUGAUUCCUGUCAGUCGGCAAAAUCUUACUGAAUGUAGUCUCCUGAGAAAUUCUGUACAUUCUCUCCAAGGAGCUCUGAUUGAAGCCACAUUGGUUGCUAGAAAUGGUCAUCCUGAUGCUCUAACUCUGGCUGACUGGCUAAAUAUUACCUAUGUAACCCUAAAUUCUAGUGGAGUAGAAGAUUCAAACAGUUCAUGCGCGGAUAUACCAUCCCAUUUACAUAUCUAUCUGUGGACUCUUGUCUCAGGCUUUGUGGAUGGGAUUCCUCAGAAAGACAUCAAAGCAGUACAAAUAAGCUAUAGCCUGUCUUCCUGGAGACUCAAAUGUGGAGGAGGGGACUCUGCAGUGUGUAUGGAUCCAGCAGAAACACAAUUGCUUCCCAUCACUUCCUCAGUCACAUUUAUUGAUAUUCCUUUAAACACAGGACCACCAAAAACCAGAUAUCAAAUAAAUUUCACUGAGUAUGAUUGCAACCGAAAUGAUGUAUGUUGGCCUGAGCUUGCCUUCCCUAUUACCAGAUUUUACACAGGUGAGUCAUACUCUCAAGCUCUGGCCAAAGGUCUUAUUUUGGUUUUCUUCUUUAUUGUUGCUUCUGUUCUGGGAAAUCCUUGGAGGCAAAUUCGACAGAUAUGGAACACUAUUUAAGAACAUUUACACACAGAAUAAUUAUCAAUGAUUUUCUGUAUAUGUGUAUAUAUUUUUGUAUCAGACAUUUUGAAAUAAAUGCUGUUAUUAAAACGCUCAAUUUGAUUCACAAAUUGU